Molecule: messenger RNA, 1476 nt
Organism: Daphnia magna
Lineage: Eukaryota; Metazoa; Arthropoda; Branchiopoda; Diplostraca; Daphniidae
Product: alpha-adducin
Exons: 9
Coding region: 184-1188 (334 amino acids)
Cellular component (GO): cytoskeleton; plasma membrane; postsynaptic density
Molecular function (GO): actin filament binding
Source: RefSeq, a predicted model, not a curated record
AAUCUAUUGUGUAUCUCUCCGUCGGUGCAAAUGCACGUAUCGUAAACAAAUAAAACAGUGUCCCCUUUAUCUGAAAUCCAUUUGGACUGCUUCACUCGACUUUGGGCGAUUAGACGGUGGAUUUUCAUCCUGGAAAGGUGACCUGUUUUACAGUUACUAUAAUUUUAUCGAAACGACCGUAAGAUGGCAACUCCCACCAACGCUGUGGACAAAAAUUCCAAUGAAAACGGAGAUGCAUCAAUCAGGACAGCUUUCCGAGAAGUUGUUGAGGGCCAUCGCAGCGGUUUUAUCCCAAGAGCAAUCAUCCCAAUUGAUGACGUAGGAAAUGUUGAACCGUCCGGUUAUGCCCCGGGAGAGAAAGAGUUGAGAUGCAAAUUAGCAUCCCUUUACAGACUGGUUGACCAUCUCGGCUGGUCCCAGGCGAUUUUUAAUCACAUCACUGUUAAAGUGAGCGAAGAAGACCAGCAUUUCCUCUUAAAUCCUUUCGGAUUGCUCUAUCAUGAAAUCACUGCUUCAUCAUUAAUUAAGGUCGAUGUUCAGGGCAACAUGAUUGACAGGGGCUCUACGUACUUUGGUGUGAACAUUCCUGGAUUCGUUCUCCACUCUGCUGUUCAUUCAGCACGUCCGGACGCCAAAUGCGUGAUCCACAUUCAUCACGCUGCCUGUAUCGCUGUAGCUUCCAUGAAAUGUGGCUUCCUCCCGGUAAGCCAGGAGGCUGUUCUCGUAGGCAAUGUCAGUUACCAUGAUUUUUAUGGCGUUCUGGUCGACAAAGCCGAGCGCGAAAUCAUCGUUAAAAAUUUGGGCAACAAUAACAUUAUGUUCUUACGUAAUCAUGGCUUGGUCGUCGCUGGUCGUACAGUGGAGGAAGCUUUUACGCGGGCCUACCACACAGUGUUGGCUUGUGAAGCCCAAAUCACGAUGAUGUCUGCUGGUUUAGAGAACCUCGUCAUCGUUUCUGAAGAGGCUAAACAACGCUCCAUGGAAGUAGUUCGUCGCGCUCAAGAAAUGAUCGAAGAUGGUGCCCUCAAAGAGAAAGAAGGCCAGGUAGAUACAAAGAAGGCGAUGCAAGUCAGGUGGAACCUCGGCGACCUCGAAUUCGAAGCUUACAUGCGGAUGAUGGACAGUGCCGGUUAUCGAACGGGAUACCCAUACCGUCUUCCAUCCGUCAAAAGACCGACCGAAAAUUAAUAUUCUUGCUGCUCACGAUUCACGGUGCAGGGACACACGCGGUCUGCCGUCACGGAGGAUGGCAAGCCACAACUUUUUCUUUUAUUUUUGAAAUUUUUCUUUUCAAUUGUGUGUUGCUUUAGACACUUUGCUCGGUCUCGUGUAACUUAGACCUGGAUUAGGAAGUCUACUAUGCUAUUACAUAGAGGGUAGAAAGGUCGGCGGGUAUCAUGUGCACUUAACUGUUUCACAAAAAGAAAACGAAAAUACAGACAAGUUGAAAUGCCCUUUUAAAAGCGGCAAAGCAUC